Pediculus humanus corporis (human body louse) is the source of this 438-nucleotide messenger RNA. RefSeq names its product Gastrula zinc finger protein XLCGF71.1, putative. The transcript has 2 exons. The coding region runs from base 1 to 438 and encodes 145 amino acids. NCBI's taxonomy places the organism in Eukaryota, Metazoa, Arthropoda, Insecta, Psocodea, Pediculidae. The record is from RefSeq and is a predicted model, not a curated record.
AUGGUGGAUGCAUUAGAACAAGUUAAUGAUGUUACAAUAACAUUCGUCGAUGAAGACGGUGAAAAAUCAAAUAAUAAUAUUAAUAUCACUGAAAAAUCAAGAGAGUGUCCAAUUUGUCAUGUUUAUUAUAAAUAUGGAAACAGUUAUUGGCAGCAUGUUCGUUAUGUUCAUGCAAGUUAUUUAAGCCAAUGUGUCAUUUGUGAAAAAUGCUAUAAAAGAUCAACCAUGGCUAAACAUCACGUUUUACAUUCCCACAAAAUCGCUUGGCAUUUAUGUGGGAAUUAUUCUUUUAAUUGUUACGAUUGUGAUGGAUCGUUUUCAACAAUCAAAGAUUUAUUCGAUCAUGUCAAAAAUCAUAAAAAAGAUUUUGAUGAAAUUAAAUCAUCUGAUGAUAAUGAAACAAUCGAUACAGAUGCUGAAAAAACAACUGUUUCCUAA